Thermothelomyces thermophilus ATCC 42464 is the source of this 3389-nucleotide messenger RNA. RefSeq lists its product as uncharacterized. Gene Ontology annotation, cellular component: ERMES complex; endoplasmic reticulum. The record is from RefSeq and is a predicted model, not a curated record. The transcript has 2 exons. Bases 223 to 3144 code for a protein of 973 amino acids. Gene Ontology annotation, biological process: phospholipid transport. Gene Ontology annotation, molecular function: lipid binding. Lineage: Eukaryota; Fungi; Ascomycota; Sordariomycetes; Sordariales; Chaetomiaceae.
AACGAUUAAGCCGACCCUUUCGACUGGUCUAACAUCCGUAACCAGAACACAUGCUUCUAGCACUGCGAUCUGCCUGAAUAGAAGCACCAUAGCUGUUUUGCCUCUUAACCGCCUGGAUCGAUGCGCUCGCGAGUUAUCGCCCGGUCAGGCAGGUAGCAGAGCCGACCUUCCGUCACUCUGCCGAGACGGUGAAGCCCGCAACCAAGCAACCUUGCAUACGCCAUGGGUUGGACUGCCUUCCUGUUGACCUACCUUCUCGGGGGCGUCACUUUUCUCCCUCUGGUCGUCGCCAUAGUCUUUGUCCAUGCCUACUUCAUCCUCCCGCGCCGCCAUCAUGAUGCCGACGCCUCGCAGGCCUCGGCCGGCGACGACGACCUGAUCCAGCCCGGCGAUGACAUCGAGGCCAUCAAGGCAGCGCAAAGGGAUGGGAUCAAGAACCGGGCGACAUAUCACGACCAAGAUGUCGCAGCUGGCUAUUUCGCUGUCUGCCGCGAGUACACACCAAUGGGGAUCAAUGCGAAACCGAUUGAACGUGCCACGCCUGUCGGUUCCGCCACGGUAGCAGCUCCCAGUCCCAGCGUCUACCAAACGAUGUAUCGCAGCAUCUUUGACCGGAAACAACCGCCGGGGCCGCUCGACAACAAGAACGGCGGGAGCCAGCGGCCCAAGAAAGCUGGUAACGUCUUUUAUGUCGUGCUCAGGCACGGCCACUUGAUGCUUUUCGACGACGACGAGCAAAUCGAAGUGCGGCAUGUCGUAUCGCUCGCGCACCACGAUGUCAGCAUAUACUCCGGGGAACCAGUGACUCCAGAAGGAGAGUUGUGGAUAAAACGCAACGCCAUCUGCCUCUCUCGUCGCAAGGAUAGUCCGGAUAUGGGCCCGGACACUCAGGUCUCCAAGCCGUUCUACCUCUUCUCCGAGAAUUGCUCGGCAAAGGAGGAUUUCUACUUUGCCUUGCUGAGGAACCAGGAGCAAACUGUCACCGCCGGAAACCGAGCUCCGACACCCAUCCAGUUCGACGUGAAGAAUAUCCUCUCCCUGGUUCAAAAGCUUCACUCUUCCGAGGAGCACUUGCAAACCAGGUGGCUCAAUGCCGUCAUCGGAAGACUGUUCCUGGGCAUUCACAAGACCAAGGACAUUGAGAACUUUAUCAGGGAGAAGCUGACGAAGAAGAUAUCUCGAGUCAAGAGGCCUGCGUUUCUGUCGAACAUUACCAUCAAGGCCAUCGACACCGGAGACUCUGCGCCUUACAUCACGAACCCCCGUCUGAAAGACCUAACGGUCGAGGGCGAGUGCGGGAUGGAGGCUGAUGUGCGUUACACGGGCAAUUUCCGGCUCGAAGUUGCAGCGACCGCGCGACUCGAUCUGGGUUCCCGGUUUACGAGAGAGGUUAACCUGGUCCUCGCCGUCGUCCUGCGAAAACUAGAAGGCCACGCGCUGUUCAAGAUCAAGCCCCCACCCAGCAACCGCAUAUGGUUUUCCUUCCAGCAAAUGCCGAAGAUCGAGAUGACCAUUGAACCAAUUGUCAGUUCACGACAGAUCACAUACACGGUGAUUCUGCGUCAGAUCGAGAAUCGCAUUAAAGAAGUCAUCGCCGAAACCAUCGUUCUGCCGUAUUGGGAUGACACACCCUUCUUCAGCACCGAGCACAAAAGGUGGAGAGGUGGCAUCUUCCACGACGACACCGUCAAACCAGCGGCCGGUCCCGAAUCUGCCGCGGCCCAAGAGGGAGACUUGGGCGAGGUGGAGCGACUCGAAGAAACACAUGGUAUCCAGGAGGAUAACCCCCCACACAUAGAGAAGAGCCACAGCGCGCCUGUCCUGGACAAGAAGCCAUCGUCGAUCAGCUUGUUUGGGAAGAAGGCGUCCAGCAAAUCGAGCAAACCUGAUAUGACGCCAUCGCCUUCUACGUCGUCAGCGAGCAUCGAGCUGAGCAAGAACGAGGCAAAGGGCGACAUAAGUUCCCCUCCUCCCGUAUUGUCCGCUCCCUUCGCCCAGCCUUCAUCUCCCACCGUGGGAACUAUCGCCACCAAUGCGGACCAUUUCAGGCCCUCAUCCUCACCCCCCGGCGGGGACUCGGCAUUGGCAGCUAUGGCAACGUUAUCUGCGACACCGCCCAGUGCACCGUCGCCAGCUCAGGCGCCCAAUAAUGCGAACCCAUUCAAGCCUUACAUAACUUCAAAAUCGUCCAAUAUAUCUUCUUCGGGCUCGUCUCGAGACGCUACAGACACCGAAAAGGACGUAGACAAAACGCCGCAGGCGCGACGAAACACUGCUUCGUCUACAGGAAGCCAGAGCGAUAAUGGGUCGCAUUCCCCGACUCCGUCCUCGCGAGAUUCCGUCCGCGGCCAGGCGAGCUCCAUGUCAAGGGCCUUGUUCAACCGCCGUGACACCGCGUCUUCGGUUUCUUCCGGGAUAAGUUCCCAAAGCGCCAAUGAGUCGCACAAGCGCAACGCCCUCAACGCGGUUGCCAAUGCAGCGGCAUCCGCCAAACGAUGGGGUCUCAACGCCUUUCAACGCCGUGGCAACGAUGACGCGGCCGCGAACCACGGUAAUUCCGGUGAAAGUGCUCCCGUGGUUGAUCUCAGCCAGCCCAUGGGGCGCGGCCAGCCGCUCCCACCGCCCGGAACUCCACUCCCCAUGCCCGAGAGGAAGACAUCGACGGCAGCAAUACAGGUUUUCAAGAGAAAGCCAGUCAGCGCGCCCCCGACGGACCGCCAUUCUGAACCUUCACAGCAUGCAACCGAGCGUCGGCCGGUCCCACCCCCGCCUCUUCCGAAGAGACGGCAACCCCAGCCUGAGCAGGAUGGGGAAGAUAAUGGUAUGCUCGUAGUUACCGCGCCUGCAGACUCGGAACCGACAACUCCACUGAGUGCCACGCACAACCCUUCGGACGGCCCUCAAAUGCAGGGCGAAGUGGCCAGGGACCCUGGAGCACCGUCGGGUUCGAACGGCACAACAACUAGUGCCCCGGUAGGCUUAGGAGUUUCAACACCUGCAGAAGCCACCGAAAGGGAAGCGGACCACCCGGAUGGCGCGACCGGGACGCCAGACUCCGCCGACGACGAGGACUACUCCGCAUGGAUGGUUGAUGACCCGGAACCCGGGGGGGUGGAUGUUUCCACCGGUACACGGGCAACUUGAGCUCAACGCGGUUGUUUUGGAAUCUGUAGUGUCACACAGCCUUGGGAGUUACGGCGUCAAGCAUGGCGUAUUCACUAUUUUUAUGAUUUGAUACUAGGCAUACACGGGGUGCACACAGAUUUCCUUUCAACUGUCAGGAACAUGGGCGCAACUAUGGAUUGGUCAUGGUUUUAGUCUAAUGUAUUUUCAUGAGCCAUCUUGUCUUCUCGCUUGGCCAUUGUCGUGUCCGAACCAGAACAGCCCCC